AAACGACAGGUUCUGACAGUCCAAUUUGGACGCUCGGUCCUUGUAGCUCAGCGCCAGGAUGGACGUCGCUCCAGGGUAAAGGGAAUCAUGUCUGUCGGUGUUUUGCUGUCACUUUUGCUGGCGUUGCUGUGCAGCCAGCGGGCCGCCACAGGAUCCGGGCUCCUCAGUAACCAGACCGAUGUCGGAUUCUUCGGUACUUCUUUGACCACGAUGCCUGUAAACAACAUGAAUGAUGAGUGCGACCUUGUGAUGAACUACAACGCCUCAGAGCGCUGCUCAUUCGUGAAGAGGACACCUGACUGUGACAUGGAGGACGGGUACAUCAACUACCUGGAUCUGGCCUUCUGCUUGUUGAGGCCCGACCUGACUCCUCUCACCAUCACUCUCUGUAUUGUGUGGCUCUUUUUUCUGUUCGUCAUUCUCGGACUCGCUGCUUCAAAGUUUUUUUGUCCCAACCUGUCGGCCAUCUCUUCCAGUCUCCACCUCACCCACAACGUGGCUGGCGUGACAUUUCUCGCGCUGGGUAAUGGAGCUCCUGACAUCUUCAGCGCCAUGGUUGCAUUCUCCCGCCCGCACACCGCUGGCCUGGCUGUCGGAGCCUUAUUUGGAGCUGGUAUAUUUGUCACCACAGUCGUUGCAGGAGGCGUCUCUCUGGUCAAACCUUUCGCUGUGGCCUCCCGUCCGUUUCUGCGGGAUGUUAUCUUCUACAUGUCUGCCGUGUUUUGGACUUUCCUCAUACUCUACAGAGGAACUACGACGCUGGGGGAAACACUUGGGUAUCUGUCUCUUUAUGGGGUUUACGUUGUGACGGUUAUUAUCAGUGCUUGCGUCUACAAUCGACAAAAAAACUCUUUGAACACGGACACUCCAAGCGUCCCACAUAUUCCAGACUUGAAUUCGUCUGACUCCUCCUCUGAUGGUGACGACGACGAUGUUGCUUCCUCGUUGGCAAACUCUUCGAUCCAGCAGGAGUACGAGUACAGGCCGCUUCUGCCUUACUCCGAGUCCACGAGUCAAAUCCUGCUGAGCUCCUUGAAUCCGGUAGACCACAGGAAGUGGAGGAGGAAAUCAAGGAGCUGGAAAGUCUUUAAAGUUCUUAAGACACCUGUGGAGGUGCUGCUGCUGCUCUGUGUCCCUGUGGUGGACCCCGACAAAGAAGACAAGAACUGGAAGCGCCCGUUAAACUCCCUCCAUCUGAUCACUGCUCCUCUGGUGUGUCUGCUCGUCUUCCAGUCUGGAGAAUAUGCCAAUCAAAUGAUCCAGGGUCAGUUUCCUCUCUGGCUGCUGUUUCUACUGAUGGGACUGUUCUUGGCUGCUAUUGUUUUCUGUACAACCACCAACGAUCAUCCUCCCAAAUAUCACCCACUCUUUGCACUUUUAGGCUUUGUGGUGAGUGCAGCGUUGAUCAGUGCAGCAGCCUCUGAAGUGGUCGGUCUUCUGCACAUGCUCGGUGUGGUGCUGAGUCUCAGCAACACGGUCCUGGGCUUGACUCUUUUGGCCUGGGGCAACAGCAUUGGAGACUGUUUCUCUGACAUCACCAUUGCUCGUCAGGGCUACCCACGGAUGGCUAUAUCUGCCUGCUUUGGAGGAAUCAUUUUCAACAUGCUAAUAGGAGUGGGUCUGGGAUGUCUAAUGCAGAUGAUUAAAACAAAAUCUGGUGUGCAGUUUGAAACAGAGGGACUAUUGACAUGGAUCCUUGCAGGAUCUCUGGGUUUGUCCUUGGUCCUGUCUUUUGUCUUCAUACCCCUGAAUCGGUUCCACUUGGGUCGGAAAUAUGGGAUCUUUCUCCUCGUCUUCUACGUCAUCUUCCUUGUCAUCGCACUUCUCACAGAGUUUCAUAUAAUUCACACCUGACCUGACACCAGGACCCUAAACAGUCUGAAGAAUAUCUUGCUCUGUGAAGGAAACACUUGACUGCUGAAGAUCAUCUUCUGCACCUUCUAUUGCACUGUUCAAACAAGCAAUGAUGAUGUACUUUGUUGCUCCCCACAACCAUCAAAACCAAAGGUCAACGAGAAGCUACUUUCUGCUCAGGGAGGACUGAACCACCAAACUGUGUCUUUUACUUCGCUUAUUUCUGUCACUGGAGCUAGGACUUGUGAGUCCAGAGAGACAAAAAUAAUGUAAUUUUAAAACAAUGUGCAUGUACUGUGAAUCAAAUGUUUUACUUUAAACAAAGCUGCUUUCGAAAACUUUGAAAUAU
This is a messenger RNA of Nematolebias whitei (Rio pearlfish), 2203 nucleotides long. It is a transcript of the gene slc8b1, whose product is annotated as solute carrier family 8 member B1. Lineage: Eukaryota; Metazoa; Chordata; Actinopteri; Cyprinodontiformes; Rivulidae. Gene Ontology annotation, cellular component: membrane. Gene Ontology annotation, biological process: calcium export from the mitochondrion; intracellular calcium ion homeostasis. The transcript is spliced from 16 exons. Bases 88 to 1854 code for a protein of 588 amino acids. The record is from RefSeq and is a predicted model, not a curated record. Gene Ontology annotation, molecular function: calcium:sodium antiporter activity.